Ilex paraguariensis (yerba mate) is the source of this 350-nucleotide messenger RNA. Lineage: Eukaryota; Viridiplantae; Streptophyta; Magnoliopsida; Aquifoliales; Aquifoliaceae. The record is from the annotation of a GenBank genome assembly.
AACCCAAUAAGUAUCGUAGUGUGGGGCAACAGAACUCUCCUCUCAAUCAAGUACUAUUUCACCAAGAACCCCAAGAAUCUCACAUAUCUCAUAUGCAACAACAUGGACUCUACAAAAGAUUCUGCCAACAACUAAACAUUCAUGUCCAUCUUUUCCUGCCUCAUCACUCGAACCCACAUAGACCCAGAUUCCAAUUCUUUGUAAUAUUUGAAAUCCUCAAGGGAUUGAAGCUUUUCAAGCUCUUCAUUGGUGAGAAAACACCCUGGAAGAAGGGGUUUUGGAGAAAUGAUGGUGAAGUUGAAGACGAGGAAGAAGAGUGGGAUGUAGAGAAUGAAGAGAUGAGGUUAUAA